AUGCUUCACACCGCGUGCAUCAAGCACCGGCAGGCGGUUGCGCUGUUUACCUUCAAGAGUUUCCGCGCACGACAGAAGAUCGCGCUGACGCCGGCGAGUGUCGCCUCCGUCUUCGCGGAGCAGCUAGACUCACAGGACCGGCUGCUGCGGCAGUCCAGCGUGGGCAGCGGUGCGUCGCGCUUUUUAGUGCUCGACAAACAGCAGCGAGUGCGGGGUGUUUACCACCCUCUGUUGUGCCUGCCGUAUCCGCUCGAGGGCGCCGGUGUGCUCGGCACUCCCGUCGACGCGUACCUGCAUCGACUGCGUCAGCGCUGGGACGCGCUCGGCGACUUCGACGGCGAUGCGUGCACGUUUGUGGUUGUGUCGUACGCUAACGGCCUCGGGGUCACGGCGUACGGGGUGGAUGGCAGCGUGCGGCUUCCAUUAGUAAACGUGAAGCUGCCGGCGCGGCGCCACAGCGGCGUCGGNAUGAUGAACGAGCGCGACAUGCGCCCCUUCGCCGAGACAACGAGCCUCGUUGACGACUUCGCCGAGGUUGUCGCGGAGCACUACGCGACGUGCAUCCACCCCUGCAGCAGCUUCUUCUUUCUGUCGAGCGCCAACGCGGCGCUCUCCCUUGGCGAUAUGAGGGUGGCGUGGCGUGAGCGCGGCCUCGCCGACACGUCGCCGCUGAGCCUCGACGACAGGCGGUGGGUCACGCUGCCCGACGUCGUCGUGCAGCACGGGCGCGCCACGCCGCUGUACUGCCGCGACGACGAAGGCGACAAGGUGGCAAGUGCGAAGGGCCUCGAGGUAGGCGUGAAGGUUGGGCUGCUGGAGCUCGACACGUGA
Trypanosoma grayi is the source of this 831-nucleotide messenger RNA. RefSeq lists its product as hypothetical. The record is from RefSeq and is a predicted model, not a curated record. Bases 1 to 831 code for a protein of 276 amino acids. Lineage: Eukaryota; Euglenozoa; Kinetoplastea; Trypanosomatida; Trypanosomatidae. The transcript has a single exon.